Molecule: messenger RNA, 1673 nt
Organism: Hydra vulgaris (swiftwater hydra)
Lineage: Eukaryota; Metazoa; Cnidaria; Hydrozoa; Anthoathecata; Hydridae
Product: tyrosinase
Molecular function (GO): oxidoreductase activity
Source: RefSeq, a predicted model, not a curated record
UGCAACAUUAAGUCGCAAUUUGAUUUUCAGACAAACUUAUCUAAAAAAUGUAUAAUUUUUAGGUUUAUUGUUAAUUGUCUUUAUGGUAUUGAAGCUUUUUUCAGUUACAAAUGUUGUACAGCAUUCUCCUUACAGUAUUUCUUGCAAUUAACAUUUACUUUAAACGGACAAAAGGUGAUUUUCAAGGAAGUAAUGUAGUUAUAAUUAAAGACUUUGAUUUCCAGAGACAAUCUUUUGGGAAAAUGUUGAUUUCCAAUAUACUAAACAAGUUACCUCUGGACAAGUAUCGAGUAAGCCUCUACUCAACAAACGGUGUUUUGCAGCAGUUUCAAGAUUUUCAAUCAAGAACGUGCUUAGUAAACAUUUUAGUCAAUGAAACAACAAAAAAAAGAUCUAUGAUAUCCACUUUAAAACUGGCCAAACAAGAAAUAGAAGCAGACUUGAGCGAUGAACGAAAUAUUAUAAUUGUCAUAGUUGAUGAAGACUUAGACGAGUCAGCAUUUGAGUUUUUAAAAAGUACGCGAGUUUCAACGCUUAACAUUGGUGUAUAUAUUUUAUGCGUUAGUCAAAAUAUUUCAAAGUUUCAAUUCCGUAAAGAAGUUGGCUUCCAAUGGGUUUAUGUAAAUUCAACAUCUGUAAUAAAAAAUCUUUCUUUUCUCCGAGAAAAUCGACAAUCUUGCGGCAAAACUUCCAUUGCAUUGGAUGAAUGCAAUCGUUUAUGCGAUUGUAUCGAUUCUAUGAUGGUAAAUUGCAAACGUGUACGUAAAGAGUUUUCUUCUAUGCCAAAAGAAGAAAGAAAUUUGUAUUUAAACGUGUUAAAAGAACUUUCUACAAAUCGUAAAUACUUCAAGAUCUAUCAGCAAUUUAUUGAUUUGCAUAGCAAAUAUUUUGAUUCCGGAAUUCAUGAAGAUGGACAGUUUUGCCCAUGGCAUAGAAGCUAUAUUUUAAAGUUUGAAAACUUGCUCCGAAUGAUUGAUUGCCGUGUAACAAUACCAGUUUGGAAUUGGGCUAGUUAUUCACAUGUUAUUUGGAAGUCGACACCUACGUAUCACAUGUGGGAUGAUGAUGGAGGAUUUGGUAGUGACGGUGACAAAAAUAUUGCUUACUGCGUUGGAAAAGGUAUUUUUAGUGCAGAAAACUGGCAAUUGUUAAGAUUAGAAGAUAAGGAAAUUAUUAGCAAUGAAACAUGUUUAGGAGAGGAAGAAGAAAUAACAGCAGAGUCAAAUAAAUGCUUUGAGACGUCGCGUUUACCUAUAUACAACAAAUGUUUACGCAGAAGAUUUAAUGGGGUUGUACCUAAUAUAUCGGAAAUAAUUGAUGUAAUGAUAAAAAUAAAACCUGAGAACUUUUUAACAUUUGAGAAUACUCUUCGUCGAUUGUGGCACAAUAAAGUUCAUAACAGAAUUGGGGGCCAUAUGCAAACACAAUAUGCUGCAUAUUCUCCAGAGUUUUGGAGCCAUCAUGCAAUGCUUGAUGCAAUAUGGUCCAAGUGGCAAGAAAAAUGUAAAAAUUGCAUAAAAAAUAGUAUUACUGAGUCUGAAUUGCGUCUAAUAGGUUUUAACACUUAUCGACGUCAUUAUCUUGAUAUUUCAGCGCAAGGUGAAUGCGGAGUUCAUGUAAUGUAUGAUCAAAUUUUUGACAUAAGUUUUGAAUAAAUCAAGUAUUUAAAUAUA